Molecule: messenger RNA, 1680 nt
Organism: Procambarus clarkii (red swamp crayfish)
Lineage: Eukaryota; Metazoa; Arthropoda; Malacostraca; Decapoda; Cambaridae
Product: zinc finger protein 830
Biological process (GO): mitotic DNA damage checkpoint signaling; nuclear DNA replication; mitotic DNA replication checkpoint signaling
Cellular component (GO): spliceosomal complex; nucleus
Molecular function (GO): zinc ion binding; nucleic acid binding
Source: RefSeq, a predicted model, not a curated record
GCGGGCUGUUGUUGUGGUAGUUCAAGAAAAAAGCGAGGACGACGUCCGGGUCGCAGCUGUGUGCCGCAACACCGCUAUUCCUCUCCUGCUGCUCACCUCACACUCCUCAUCCAGUCCUCACAAUGAGUAUCAGCCGAAAUAAACCACAAGAUAUCAAGCAGUUGAUGCAAGAGCAGCUGAAAACAAAGGCUGUCACCAAGCAGAUUGAUUCUCCAUAUGCCAAAUACAACAGCCGGGGACAGCUGAUGUGUGUGGUGUGCGGAACAGUGGUGAAGAGUGCAAUCAUCUGGCAAGCACAUGUUAAUAAGAGAUCUCACCUGGAGAAUCUUACAUCACUCAAGAAAAAGCAACAGCAGUUAAACAAUCAGCCAUUAAGCAGCAAGAGUAGCAGUGCCAAAUCAUCGGGGCAACUCAAACGACCUGCUUCUCCUGUCGCUCAGUCUCCCAACAAGAGAGCAGCAACAAGUGCAAGUAAACCUAAAGGUAUCUUAAAGAAGGUCAGUAUAAACUCCUCAUCGGAUGACAGUGAUGAGGAAGAACAGAAGCCAGUUUUAGCAACACAAAUUAAAGAAGAAAAUGGUACUACAAAGGAAAUAUCAAAUGGGGUUCCUGAAGGCUUCUUUGAUACAGAGGAAACUCCUCCAAAAUCUCAAGAAGAUGAAUCAAUAUACCAAGAAAGACCACCCAAGCCCAAAGAUCCACCAAAACCUAAUACAACGGAAGUUUUACCGGAGGGAUUCUUUGAUGACCCUGUGGCUGAUGCAAAGGCACGCAAAGUAGAAUAUAAAGAUAAAGACGCUGAAGAGUGGAUGUCAUUUAUGCGUGAAGUCUCUGCCGCUGAGCAGGAAAGCAGAAUGAUCAUUGAAGAAGAUAAAGAAGAAGCUGCCUUAGCCACUCAAAUUGAACAAGCCAAUGACCAGAUUGCUUGUUUAGAAAGAGUCGUUGAACUGGAUAAGAAGAAAACAACGCAACUUAAAGAAAGAGGGAAUCAGAAAGCUGAUUCAGAUGGUAGUGAAGAUUCCAGUGAUGAAGAAUUUGCUCCUGUGAUAUGGAGAACAAAAAAUUCUCUUAUAUAGUAACCUGUGAAGCUCUCAAAAACUACCAAGAUUCCGUAAUAAAUUUUCAAAUAUUUUUCAUAUAUCAGUAUUUUGAAAUACUAUACUUUUGAUAGUUAUCAAUCUCAUUUAUGUCUUUGUAUAAGAUUGUGGAGGACAGUCUUUAAGCAGAAUAGAAAAAGCACAUUAUAUUGAUCAAAUAAAUUUUUGCAUAUUAUUUACAUAUACGGUAGAUCCACAUACAGUACAUAUCUCCAUAUUCCUCACAUAUAUGGUAUGUAACCUACACAUAUUGUACCUCAUAAGUGAAAACAUUUAAAACCAGCAGCAUCGUAUGUACAACUCUUGAGCACUACCAGAUUCACUGCAGGCAGUACCAGGUCCAGUGACUGGAUGUCACUAAGCCAAGCUCACUGUAGGCAGUACAGGUUACACUGGCUGGAUGUCACUAAGCCAAGCUCACUGUAGGCAGUACAGGUUACACUGGCUGGAUGUCACUAAGCCAAGCUCACUGUAGGCAGUACAGGUUACACUGGCUGGAUGUCACUAAGCCAGGCUCACUGUAGGCAGUACAGGUUACACUGGCUGGAUGUCACUCUUGCUAUGGUUUAUUUUCCACUUGGGC